CCAACUUCAUACAAAGUACUUGUGAAUCAUAAUGGUGCUCUAUCACUUAUUUUACUACAUAUUUGAAAAUUCUAUAAUUGUUCGAAAACUUUUUAUAACUGAUAACGUGUAUUCCAAAUUACAUGUCCAACAAAAUCUAUGGAUACUUUUAUUCACAACUUUAGGAAUUUGGUAUAUAAAAUACUUGUGGUCUAGAAGAAAAUUAUACUGGUAUUCGAUGAACAUACCCGGACCAUUUGGCUUACCUCUUAUUGGUUCUGCGGUCAUGUUCAUUGGAAAAGAAAGUAAAAUAUUAUCAACUUUACAAUCAAUCCAACAACAGUAUUCUGGAAUAUACAAAUUGUGGAUGGGUCCUGAUCUAUAUUUUAUGGUAUCUGAUCCUAAAUAUAUCGAAAUAAUCCUAAAUAGCCCUCGAGCUAUAGAAAAGCAAUUUUAUAUAUAUGAACCGUUUGCUGAAAUACUUGGAGAUGGGCUACUUACGACGAAUGCGAAAAAAUGGAGACAUCACCGCAAAACAAUAACACCGUCUUUUAAUCAGAAAAUUUUGGAAUCUUUCGUUGAUGUGUUCGCUGAUAAGAGCAAAGUAUUUGCUGAAAAAAUUAGUGAGCUUGUUGGGAAAAAAGAUGUCGACUGGUAUAUUUUAGUGUCAAGAUGUACCUUGGAUACUAUUUGUGAAACUGCUAUGGGUAUAAACAUGAACGUGCAAGAAGUAAAUGAAUGUAGUCUAGGAGAGUGUAUUGAAAUAUUAAUGGAGUUAGCUAACAUACGAGUAUUCAAUGUUUAUUAUCAGAAUCCACUAGCUUGGAAAAUGUCAAAAAUGAAACAAGAAUUUGAUGAGAACAAUAAUCAUUUCCAAAAUGUUAUUUCAGGGAUAAUCAGAAAAAAGAAGGAAGAAUUUAAUCUAAACCAAUUAAGAGAUUUAACUUAUAACGAAGAUGGUAUUAAGAAGAAAAACCUAGCAUUUCUUGAUUUACUUUUAGAAAAUUCCGAUUUGACCGAAACGGAAUUACGUGCUGAAAUUAAAACCUUUGUAGGCGCAGGUACAGAAACAUCCGCAGCAUCUAUUUGUGCCGUAUUUACAGUAUUAGGAAUGUUUCCAGAUAUCCAGCAAAAGCUUUACGAAGAAAUGGUGGAUAUAUUAGGUUUAGAGCGUGAUGUAACUGCAUCUGACUUGCCAAAAAUGAAAUAUACAGAGAGGGUUAUAAAAGAAACUUUAAGAUUAUUUCCUGUUGCUCCAGCUUUCGCAAGAACAUUGACUGGAGACAUUAAUCUAGGUGAUAAAAUAUUACCUAGCGGCUGUUCAGUAGCUUUUGUUGUUGCCUACAUCCACAGGAACCCAGAAUAUUGGCCCGAUCCGUUAAAAUUUGAUCCCGAUCGAUUCCUACCCGAAGAAGUAGCCAAACGGCAUCCUUGCACGUACAUACCAUUUUCGUAUGGUCCCAGAAAUUGCAUAGGAGGAAGAUACGCCAUAUUAAACAUCAAAACAGUUCUAGCGACAGUUAUACGCCAGUUCAAAAUCUUUUCUGAGUACAAAUCAAUAGAAGAAAUUGAACUUAAAUUGCAAAUGUUGCUCAGAUUCAAAGAUGGAUAUAAAGUUUGGUUAGAAGAUCGUUAGAAGCAUUAAAUAAUGUUAUUUGUUACUUUUAGGCUCUAUUAUUUUAUAUUUGAUAUAAAAAUUUACUGUGAUUGGUAAAAAAUGAGAU
Molecule: messenger RNA, 1703 nt
Organism: Psylliodes chrysocephalus
Lineage: Eukaryota; Metazoa; Arthropoda; Insecta; Coleoptera; Chrysomelidae
Source: the annotation of a GenBank genome assembly